Messenger RNA from Echinops telfairi (small Madagascar hedgehog), 1942 nucleotides. RefSeq names its product ubiquitin specific peptidase 22 (gene USP22). Lineage: Eukaryota; Metazoa; Chordata; Mammalia; Afrosoricida; Tenrecidae. Gene Ontology annotation, biological process: protein deubiquitination. Gene Ontology annotation, molecular function: cysteine-type deubiquitinase activity; zinc ion binding. Bases 147 to 1691 code for a protein of 514 amino acids. The transcript has 13 exons. The record is from RefSeq and is a predicted model, not a curated record.
AGGCCGGCGGUCGUGCGGUGCCUCAGCCUUUGUUCCCCGCUCGGCCCGGCGCCGCCCUGGCGUCGUCCACGUCCUCGCCGCCGCCGCCCGCUCGCGGCCGGGCCCUGCCCCCUACGGCCACCCGGGUGGAGGUGGAGGGCGAGGCCAUGGACGCGGAGCUGGCCGUGGCGCCGCCCGGCUGCUCGCACUUGAGCAGCUUCAAGGUGGACAACUGGAAGCAGAACCUGCGCGCCAUCUACCAGUGCUUCGUGUGGAGCGGCACCGCCGAGGCCCGCAAGCGCAAGGCCAAGUCAUGCGUCUGUCACGUCUGUGGUGUCCAUUUGAACAGGCUCCACUCCUGCCUCUAUUGUGUCUUCUUUGGCUGCUUCACAAAGAAACAUAUUCAUGAACAUGCAAAGUCGAAACGACACAACCUGGCCAUAGACCUCAUGCAUGGAGGCAUUUACUGCUUUUUGUGUCAGGACUACAUAUAUGACAAAGACAUGGAGAUCAUUGCCAAAGAGGAACAACGGAAAGCGUGGAAAAUGCAAGGUGUUGGGGAGAAGUUUUCCACUUGGGAACCAACCAAGCGAGAGCUUGAACUGCUGAAGCACAACCCAAAGCGAAGAAAGAUCACCUCCAACUGCACCAUAGGCCUGCGAGGACUGAUCAACCUCGGGAACACAUGCUUCAUGAACUGCAUUGUGCAGGCGCUCACCCACACGCCACUCCUGCGAGACUUCUUCCUCUCGGACCGACACAAGUGUGAGAUGCAGAGCCCCAGCUCUUGUCUGGUCUGCGAGAUGUCCUCGCUCUUCCAGGAGUUUUACUCUGGGCACCGGUCCCCCCACAUUCCAUACAAACUACUGCAUCUGGUGUGGACUCACGCGCGCCACCUGGCAGGGUACGAGCAGCAGGACGCCCACGAGUUCCUGAUUGCCGCUCUGGACGUCCUCCACAGGCACUGCAAAGGUGAUGAUAAUGGGAAGAAGGCCAACAACCCCAACCACUGCAACUGCAUCAUCGACCAGAUCUUUACAGGUGGGCUGCAGUCGGACGUCACCUGCCAGGUCUGCCAUGGGGUCUCCACCACCAUAGACCCGUUCUGGGACAUCAGCUUGGAUCUUCCUGGCUCCUCCACACCGUUCUGGCCCCUGAGCCCGGGCAGUGAGGGCAGCAUGGUGAAUGGGGAAAGCCACGCUUCUGGGACCACCACGCUGACAGACUGCCUGCGGAGAUUUACCAGACCAGAGCACUUAGGAAGCAGUGCCAAAAUCAAAUGUAGUGGUUGCCAUAGCUACCAGGAAUCCACCAAGCAGCUCACCAUGAAGAAAUUGCCCAUUGUUGCCUGUUUCCAUCUUAAACGGUUUGAACACUCGGCCAAGCUGAGAAGAAAGAUUACCACAUAUGUGUCCUUCCCCCUGGAGUUGGAUAUGACCCCCUUCAUGGCCUCAAGCAAAGAGAGCAGGAUGAACGGGCAGUACCAGCAGCCGACGGACAGUCUGAACAACGACAACAAAUACUCCUUGUUCGCAGUUGUUAACCACCAGGGCACCUUGGAGAGUGGCCACUACACCAGCUUCAUCCGGCAGCACAAGGACCAGUGGUUCAAGUGUGACGAUGCCAUCAUCACCAAAGCCAGCAUCAAGGACGUGCUAGACAGCGAGGGGUACUUGCUCUUCUACCACAAGCAGUUCCUGGAGUAUGAGUAGCCCCUGCAGCAGCUGGCCAGAAGGAUGGGAGUGAGCUGGCAAGCCUCUCCCCGACACACCCCACCCACUCCGGAGCCAGCACCCUGCCUGGGCCCAGGCUGGGGAGCAUUGAGGCCCAGCAUGCAAGCAGCUUACACCGAGCGGCUCUGCGGUCAGAGACGGGCUCAGAAAAUGGCACAAAAGAGAAAAUUCAGUGCAGGGUGUGCUCCUGAGUGGGGAGGAACAGGACGCUGAGCACUAGUGUCCCGUAC